This is a messenger RNA of Didymodactylos carnosus, 937 nucleotides long. The record is from the annotation of a GenBank genome assembly. NCBI's taxonomy places the organism in Eukaryota, Metazoa, Rotifera, Eurotatoria, Philodinida, Philodinidae.
AUGUUUAAAAAUACAAUAUUGCUUUUCUUUGUAAUUUAUGCGCAAGGAGAAAAGCUAGUUUGUCAACGUUAUAAUCCAUCUGCUGAUUAUUCACUUCAAGAGAAUAAUAGUGUUUCAAUUGGAUUACAAAAGUGUAAUGCAUGUUUAAACAUUGCUGUUAUUGGCGCUGGUGUUUCUGGUUUAGUAACAGCAGUAGAAAUGUCCAUGAGUGGUCACAAAGUGACGAUAUUUGAAGCUAGUGAUCGUAUAGGCGGACGAGUGAAUACAUACCGAAGUAAAGAUGGAAAAUUCUUAACAGAACUUGGUGCUAUGCGAUUUCCAUUAGACCAUCAUACAAUGUUAAAAACAUAUUUGUCGAAACGAUAUAAAAUACCCAUUGAACCGUUUAUUGAAGAAGAUCCGAACACAAUAAUGUAUAUAAAUGAUAUAUUAACAACGUCUGGUCAAGCUCAAAGAAAUCCGAACAUAUUUGAAUAUAAUGUAAAACCAAGUGAAAAGGGAAAGACUCCCACGGAGCUUUGGGAUAAGGCAACCAAACCAAUUGUCGAUAUGAUUCAAAAUCAUGGUUAUCCAUCGGCAGUUGAGAAAUGGGGAUCUUAUAGUGUUGAACAGUAUUUAGUUGAAAGUGGCCUAUCACGUGACGCAAUCAAUUAUAUUUCAUUAACUCAAGAUAUUGAAACACUAUUGUAUACAUCGGUAAUUGAGUAUGUGCGAAUUUUGAUGAUUUUGAGCGCAAAAACAAAAUUUUCUAGAAUAAAAGGUGGAAAUGAUCGUUUUCCCCAUGCUCUUGUUGCCAGUUGCCUAAGUAUACCAGGUAAUCGGUGUUCAAUAAAAAAACUUCUAAUAACAUAGUUUGAGCGAGAGCAAAAUAAAAAUCUUAAAAUGUUUCCGAAUCGCCUUCGAUACAUUUAUUUUUGAUUAAUUUGAUUUCAUUUUG